This is a messenger RNA of Pseudonaja textilis, 1362 nucleotides long. Lineage: Eukaryota; Metazoa; Chordata; Lepidosauria; Squamata; Elapidae. The record is from RefSeq and is a predicted model, not a curated record.
GACUGACAGGCCCCCGAGGGGACCCAGGCAGCCCAGGCAGCAACGGGCUCCCGGGGGAGAAGGGAGCCCAGGGGGAGUGUGCAGUGGCACCCCGUUCGGCCUUCAGCGCAAAGCGCUCCGAGUCCCGCAGCCCACCGCUGCCCGACGAGCCCAUCGUCUUCGACAUUGUCCUGAUUAACGAGCAAGGCCACUAUGACAGCAACACCGGCAAGUUCAUGUGCGAAAUCCCAGGGUUAUACUACUUCACCGUGCACGCCACCGUCUAUCGGAUGAGCCUCCAGUUCGACAUCAUGAAGAACGGCAAGUCGGUUGCCUCCUUCUUCCAGUUUUACGGCAACUGGCCCAAGCCGACCUCUCUGUCCGGAGGCAGCCUGGUACGGCUGGAACCUGAGGACGAAGUCUGGGUGCAGGUGACAGUGGGCGAGUACACUGGCUUCUACUCCAGUGUGAAAACAGACAGCAUCUUCACCGGGUUCCUCGUCUAUUCCUACUGGCAGAACUCCCCCGUCUUUGCCUGAGAGGCAGACCAGGAAAUCAGCCAGCAUCCUAAAGUCUCACAUCCUGGGACUGGUUUAUGUCAAGAGCCCCAAGUCCCUUUCUGACCUGGGGGUGCAAUACCCUUUAGCUGACCCUAUUGAAACUAGGAGAUUAGGAGGGGACGGGUCUCUGUUAAUCCCUGGUGGCCCGGAGCACCAUAGAGAAACCAAUAUUUUUCUCCAGCAUCACCCUAAUGCAGGUAGUCCUCCACUUACAACCCAAACGUCCACUGCUAAGCAAAGCAGUUGUUAAGUGGCUCACACUCCAUUUUACAGCCAUUUGUGUCGCUGGGGUUUAGCAAAUCACUGCAGGCCUAAAUGAUUCUUGCAAACUGGGCUUCCCCCAUUUGACUUUGCCAGAAACGGGCUAGGAAGGUGGCAAAUUUUUGGUCUUAUGUCCUUGGGAGGCUGCAACCAUUACAAAUACACACCAGGUCCCAAGAGCCCGAAUUUUGAUCCCAAAGUUCUGUGACAGAAUGAGGACUGGUUUUAAGCCACUUUCUUCAGCGCCGUCGUGACAGCCGCUAAGCAAAUGGUCGUAGGUGCGAGGGGUCUCUUCUAAAGGGAAGGAGCUCCAUCCCACCUCUUUCUUCCCUGAAAUCAGAAGUCCUCCAAAGGGUGGGCUUUCGGCUUUCGGCCAAUUCUUCAGCUCUCUCUCUCCAUGAAAAGAGGUUUAAUUUCCAACCCCUCUUUGGCCACGAAGCCCCUUCCUGAUUUCAGAGGUUUUUAUGGGGAGGAGUGCAGGGACCAAAAUCCUCAUGACAAUUGUGGAAAUUAUGGUGACCAAACAGAGCUGUGCCACCCAAAGCUACAGAUGGCCCUCUCC